CGGCCGGACGUGCGCCCUCUAGCGCCUUGACCCAUCCCAGCCGCCCCUUCUUGCCCAGAGGAACUCUGCACACCGACCCAUCUCCACCACCGCACCCGCACCCUCAUUCUCACCUCCCGCCGCCCAUUCUUCAACGCUCGCAGCCCCCUGCCCCCGGCUUCUUGCACGCUGCAGCGCCAUUCUUCGCUCGCCCUCGGACGCGGACACCGCACCUCGCUUCGGACUGGCCUGUCCGCAUAGCCCCCAAGCGACCUCCGGAGACGGCUGCGGCCUCCUCCACGACUCCUCCAGUCCUGCCCUCGAGCUCUGCCGUCUCCCAGCAGCAUUGAAGACACGCCACCAUGGCCACCGGCAGCACAUCGUCGAACGUCGUCGGCGUUCAUUAUCGCGUCGGCAAGAAGAUUGGCGAGGGCUCGUUCGGCGUCAUCUUCGAGGGCACAAACCUGCUCAACCAGCAGCAGGUCGCCAUCAAGUUCGAGCCGCGCAAGAGCGACGCUCCGCAAUUGCGCGAUGAAUAUCGCACGUACAAGAUCCUCGUGGGCUGCCCCGGGAUUCCUAAUGUUUAUUACUUUGGCCAGGAGGGUCUCCACAACAUCCUCGUUAUCGACCUGCUAGGCCCCAGCUUGGAGGACUUGUUUGACCACUGCAACCGGAAGUUUUCCAUCAAAACUGUGGUGAUGGUUGCAAAGCAGAUGCUUUCACGGGUUCAGACGAUCCACGAGAAGAACCUGAUCUACCGAGACAUCAAGCCGGAUAACUUCCUGAUUGGCCGCCCUGGCUCUAAGAGCGCCAAUGUGAUUCACGUCGUUGAUUUUGGCAUGGCGAAGCAGUACCGUGAUCCCAAGACGAAGCAGCACAUCCCAUACAGGGAACGCAAGUCGCUGUCCGGAACCGCUAGAUAUAUGAGUAUCAACACGCAUCUGGGGCGCGAGCAGUCACGACGAGAUGACUUGGAAGCUCUUGGCCAUGUCUUCAUGUACUUCCUGCGAGGCGGGCUCCCGUGGCAGGGUCUCAAGGCCGCCACUAAUAAGCAGAAGUACGAGAAGAUCGGGGAGAAGAAGCAGACCACUCCGAUUAAGGAUCUGUGCGAUGGAUUCCCUGAGGAGUUCAACAAGUACCUCAGUUAUGUCAGGAAUCUCGGCUUUGAGGACACGCCUGACUACGACUAUCUCCGCGAGCUAUUCACGCAAGCGCUCAAGAGCACCGGAGAGGUCGAAGACGGAGAGUACGACUGGAUGAAGCUCAACAACGGAAAGGGCUGGGAAGUGUUGAAGGCUCACCCAUCCGCCGUUCAGCAGCUGCACCACAGCAACGUCAACCCCAACUCGUCGACCGCGGUUAAUGUCAACGGUCUACCACACCAGAGACAACAGAAGACACACCUCCCCAUUGACCACCACCGUUUAAACGCGGAUCUCCCAAAGCCAGGAGCGACACGGGGCCCGCCCGGAAGAAGCCCAAGAGACAUGCAGCAAGGGAAAUACGGGCAUCCGGAUGCAGUCAAGAGGAAGAGCAUGGGCGAACUAGCACCGCCAGAGGGAUCCACGCAAGCACAGUUCCAGCACAGCCAGCCGAACCUGACCUCGAACCGCGCAACGCCAGUGCAGAGUCCGAACGUCCAGCAGCAGAGGCGGCAGGAGCCUGAAAGACCCAGCUUCGGCAAGAAGGUCAUGAACAUCCUUUGUUGUGGCGCGGGCAGCUCCUGAUCCCACGUCAGCUGUCCGAUACUUUCCGUUGCAUUCUGGAGUCCGUUCUUCAGCACAGUUCAAUACACUCUCAGCCGCAUCUUCUUUUCCUGUAUAGGUAUUUUGUAAUGAUUGAUAGACGGGAUCGAAAAUCUCCUUUUCCAGGUAGGUUAGGUAAUGGACGACUACGACCACCUCCCACCAGCCAGGAUUUCUUCUCUUCUUUCCAUAUCUCAUUCCUGUUGCGAGUUGUUUGCUAGCGGCUGGCACUGGAGUGGGGGUUUUUAAGCUGGAGUACCGGCGUCGCGGCGAUUUUUGGGUUCGAGUUCAGCUUUUCUUCUCGAUCCUGCUACUGGGGAAAAAAUACAUAUACAGCAUGCGAAGGAGUCUCUUGCGGCGUCUCUCUACAUGUCGAAGAGGUUCUGGUUGAAAGGACGGGUUCGUGGUUCUCCUUGUGAGCUAGAUACUGG
Molecule: messenger RNA, 2155 nt
Organism: Trematosphaeria pertusa
Lineage: Eukaryota; Fungi; Ascomycota; Dothideomycetes; Pleosporales; Trematosphaeriaceae
Product: kinase-like protein
Exons: 4
Coding region: 342-1706 (454 amino acids)
Biological process (GO): signal transduction; peptidyl-serine phosphorylation; endocytosis
Cellular component (GO): nucleus; cytoplasm
Molecular function (GO): protein serine/threonine kinase activity; ATP binding
Source: RefSeq, a predicted model, not a curated record